AUGCCGCCUCCUCCGCAUAUUAAGCCUGAGAACGUUCUCAAGAGGGCCCAGGAACUUAUCGCCGUUGAGCAGUCCCCCGCCGCCUUGACCGUCCUCCACGAACAUGUCACCUCGAAGCGGACCCGCAACAGCCCCAUCGCCUCGCUCGAGCCGGUGAUGCUCCUGUUUGUUGAACUCUCCGUCGACCUUCGCAAGGGCAAGGCCGCCAAGGAUGGUCUUUACCAGUACAAGAACAUCGCCCAGAACACCAACGUCGGCACCAUCGAGAUCGUCCUCAAGAAGUUCAUCGAGCUCGCCGAACAGAAGGUCACCGAGGCCCAGGCCAAGGCCGACGAGAUCCAGUCGUCCCUCGAGUCCGCCGCCCCCUCCACCAACGUCGAGGAUCUGGAGGCCAUCGAGACCCCCGAGACCAUCCUCCUCGCCACCGUCUCCGGCGAGCAGUCUCGCGACCGUACUGACCGCGCCGUUGUCACCCCCUGGUUGAAGUUCCUCUGGGAGACCUACCGCACCGUCCUUGAGAUCCUCAAGAACAAUGCCCGCCUCGAGAUCAUGUACCAGUCGACUGCCCUGCAGGCCUUCAAGUUCUGCCAGAAGUUCACCCGCAAGACCGAGUUCCGCCGUCUCUGCGAGUUGCUCCGUAACCACGUCCAGAACGCCGCCAAGUACUCUUCGCAGAUGCACGCCAUCAACCUGAGCGAUGCCGACACCCUGCAGCGCCACCUCGACACCCGUUUCCAGCAAUUGAACGUCGCCGUUGAGCUGGAGCUCUGGCAAGAGGCUUUCCGCAGCAUCGAGGACAUCCACACCCUGCUGAGCCUCAGCAAGCGUCCCGCCAAGAACAUCAUGAUGGCCAACUACUACGAGAAGCUUGCCCGCAUUUUCCUCGUCAGCGAGAACUACCUCUUCCACGCCGCCGCCUACAACCGCUACUACAACCUUCUCCGUCUCUCCUCCGUUGCCCUGGCCAGCGGCCAGAGCUCCAAGAAGGAGAACCCCUCCGUCACCGAGGAAAGCUUGUCCAAGGCCGCUUCCUUCGUCUUCCUCAGUGCUCUCUCCAUUCCCGUUAUCAGCACUUCCCGCUCCCGCGGUGCUCUGGUCGACGUCGACGAGGCCCGCAAGAACAAGAACACCCGUUUGACUAACCUUCUCGGCAUGGCCACCUCCCCCACCCGUACCGUUCUGUUCCGUGACGCUCUGAACAAGGGUCUGCUUCGCCACGUCCGCCCCGAGAUUCGCGAGCUCUACAACAUCCUCGAGGUUGACUUCCACCCUCUCUCCAUCUGCAAGAAGAUCACCCCCAUCUUGACCAAGAUUGGUGCCGACCCCGAGAUGGAGAAGUACGUUGUGCCUCUGCAGCAGGUCAUCCUUACCCGUCUCUUCCAGCAGCUGUCCCAGGUCUACGAGUCCGUUGAGCUCAAGUUCGUCUACGAGCUUGCUCAGUUCCCCGAUCCCUUCCAGAUCACCCCCGCCAUGAUUGAGAAGUUCAUCAUGAACGGUUGCAAGAAGGGUGACCUCGCCAUUCGUGUCGACCACAUCUCAGGCGUCCUGACCUUCGACUCCGAUAUCUUCUCUUCUUCCAAGGCCAUGCACGCUGGCAGUGGCGCUGGUUCCGCCGAGAGCGAGGCUGGCUCCGUCCAGCGUCUGCAGAACACCCCUGCCGAGAUUGCCCGCUUCCAGGUUGCCCGUCUUGCUAAGACUCUCCACAUCUCCUGCAUGUACGUUGACCCCUCGUACAACGAGGCUCGUCUCCAGGCCAAGCAGACCGCCCAGGCCCGUGCCCUUGCUGGUGCCGCCCAGGAGCACGAAGAGACCCUUGCUCGUCGCGUUCUCAUCGACAAGAAGAAGGAGGCCGCCACCGAUGCUUUGCAGCGCAAGCAGCGCGAGGAGGAGACCCGUAAGCGCCAGCGCGCCCACCAGCUCCAGGAGGCUGAGAAGCAGCGUCUCGCCGACGAACAGCGCGACCGUGAGCUCAAGCGCAUCAAGGAUGAGCAGGACCGCAUUCGCCAGGAGGAGCUCAAGAAGCAGAUCGAGGAGCUCAAGACUGGAGUUAAGGGUAUUGAUAUCAGCGAGCUUGACCUUGAUGAGUUGGAUGCCAACCGCCUGCGUGCCAUGAAGUUGGCUCAGCUUGAGAAGGAGAAGAACGAGCUGAACGACCGCAUCCGCACAACCGCCAAGCGUAUCGACCACUUGGAGCGUGCCUUCCGUCGUGAGGAACUCAAGCACAUUUCGUCCGAUUACGAUGCCCAGAAGAAGGUCGACCGGGAACUCUACGACAAGCAGAACGCCCUGGCUCUUCAAGAAUCCAAGGACAAGCACGCCGAGGCUGUUGCUCUCAAGCACCGUCUGGGCCGCCUUGUUCCCCAGUUCAGCAACUUCCGCAAGGAGGUUUCCGAGAAGCGCCACGAGGAGUUCGAGAAGCGCCGCAAGGCCGCCGAGCGUGAAUUCGAGGCCAAGAAGAAGCAGCGUGUCAAGGACGUCCAGGAGCGCCGCCGCCGCGAGAGACAAGAGCGUGAGGAGCAAGAGCGCCAGCGCCAGGAGGAAGAGGAGCGUGCCGCUCGUGAAGAACAAGAGCGCACUGCCCGCGAGGAGGAGCGCCGUCGCAUUCUCAUCGAAGAGAAGGCUAAGCGCGAGGAAGAGCGAUCGUUAGUAUCCCAUUCAGAUCUCCACGCACAUCAUGCUAACAAUACGAACAGUAAAAUGGACGAGAUGGCCAUCAAACAGCGACAGCGAGAGGAGGAGGCCGAGGCCCGCCUCGCAGCCCGCAAGGGUGGAUUCGGAGAGAGCAGCGAACGCCCACGACUCAACCUUGCCCCCCGAACCGGUGGUGCCCCCUCCACCUGGAGAGAGCGUCAAGCCGCCAAGGAGGCCGGUGGUGAAGCUCCCCCUCCUGCCCGCGAGCCCGAGGCUGCCCCUGCCCGCAAGAUCGGCGGUGGUUACGUUCCUCCCCAUCUGCGUGCCGGUGCCGGAGGCGCCUCCGGAUCCGCACCCCCUCCCCCCGCUCCUCGCGAGGCCCCCACCGAGCGCUGGGCCCCCCGCGAGCCCCGUGAAGCUCCUGCUCCCACCGAGCGCUGGGCUCCCCGUACCGCCCGCGAACCUUCUUCCCAGUCCCCUGCUGCCUCUGGAGAAUCCAAGCCCGCCACCGGCGGCAAGUGGGUUCCCAGAUUCCGACAGCAGCAGUAA
Penicillium olsonii is the source of this 3180-nucleotide messenger RNA. NCBI's taxonomy places the organism in Eukaryota, Fungi, Ascomycota, Eurotiomycetes, Eurotiales, Aspergillaceae. The record is from the annotation of a GenBank genome assembly.